GAAUGGGGGGUAAAAUCUGUCUCGGCCUGAAUUUGAAGGUAUACACCGGUACAGCGCUCGAGGACCAGAAAUUCGGCAAUCAAGCACUGUCCAGUUGCAUCAUCCGCCAUCCGGGAAUUCCUGCGCUGAAAACGAGCUGCUUCGAGUCAGUGCUCGAGCCGGGAGUCGUCGUUGGCGCCUGAGAUAUGGGCAAGUCGCCAUUCGUGGACUCUCGCGCAGCUAACUCCCAAGGUCCUCCCCCACGUCCGCAGGGUCCUCACUGAUAUCAGAAAUCCACAGCCAGGCGCAAGAUCGUUUGCCAGAUUGCCGAAUAUUGCAGGCUGGGUAUCCCCAAGGUCCCCAGCUCAGCUUCUUCUGCCCGCCAUGCCUCAGGCCAGUGAUCCGGGCUGCUGCUUUUGCCCAUUCUCGCCCUCCCACCCACGCCCGCGCCGAUUGUCAUUGCACGAGAAGGAAUUGGAUGCCUUUCUGCUUUUGUCUCGCUCAUUCAUAGAGCGUUCACCCGAGUCGACAUACGACUCAUCAAAAAUUGCAGACAAGAUGGCUACCCACACGCGAAAGGACGACUUCUGCCUCGAAUGCCACUGGGAGUCCUUUCAUCUAGACGGGAAAAGCUCGGAGGAUUCGUCCGUGGCCCCGGCGUCUGAGUGCUGCCCUGAUAAGGAGCAGCAUGCCUCAGAAGCGCAUGGCGACAGCGCUUGCUGCGACACUGACAACUGCUCCAUUACCUGCCCAUCAGUCUGCGACGGCUUUGUCGACUGCAACGACGAAGACAACCACGACCCUUGCUCUGUAUCUAGAUGUGAAGAGUCACAUUGUCAUGACCCUGCCCCUAUCUGCUUUGACGAACACUGCUUUGAUCCCGACGCCCACCCAGAAAUCCCAGACCACUCAUUCGAGUCCCUAUUUGGACUGGGGAUACCAAUGACUACAGACAAGAAUGACUUUUCACUCACCCUGGAUCAGUGCCAGGCCGACCAUCAUAUGCCCAAACCAACUGAGCAUACCGCAGCAGACCUCAACCAUCUAUGCGCUGGUCCCUUUUUUAGCCCAGACUCAAUAGCAAUCACUCCCUGCCAUCCCCCUCACAGCUAUCAUCAUGAUCCUCACUCCGCCGGCCUCUCCCAGGUCCCUCCUGCUCAGAGUAUGAUGCCUCCAUCAUUACCCAUGCAAAACGAUGUCAACCCCUCCGACGUCUUCCACAUGCUUGGGAUGUGCCCCGACUACUCGAAUCACUUUCAUGUCCACGAAGCAUCAAAUUGUCCUGAGAAUCUGGACGGCAGCACCUCGUCGAACUCUUUCACUUGCCUCCAUCUCGACGACGAUAGUUUAAACAGCAUACUGAAGAACCCUAUAUACACAGGCAAUAACCUUCCCGCCAGGGGUCCCUGCCGUUCGAACCAUCGUUGCCGGUCUCAUCACCACGCACACGCCCACCACUUCUCACCCUACUCCCGUCAUUCUCGAUCAAGCAUCAGUUCCCAAAUUCUCCCCAGUCCUGGCGAAACACCGCCUCCGCUAGACGGUGGUGUAUCUUCAGUCAUAACAAGUCCCGACUACUCCGCGGCUGAUGGUGAAUUGCACGUAUGCAAAUGGGUUAUUAAUUCCCGGGGCAUCAAAACCGGCUGUGGCGCUUCCUUUUCAAGCGCCAGUGCGCUUCAAGAGCACCUUGUCUCUCGCCAUAUGGGACCCGUCAACGGCGCCAAGGGAACUGGAUACUACUGUUGCUGGGAAGGGUGCAGCCGGCCUGGAGAGCCAUUCUCGCAGAAAUCGAAACUUCAAGGCCACUUCCUCACACACAGCAACUACAAAAACUUCCAAUGCACGGUCUGCGGGAAGCUCUUUGCUCGACAAGCGACGCUUGAACGUCAUGAGCGAAGCCACCGCGGCGAGAAACCCUACAAGUGUCCAGAUUGUGGCAAGUCAUUCACAGAUAGCAGUGAAUUAAAAACUCAUUCGCGCACUCAUACCGGCGAGAAGCCCUUCAAGUGCACGUAUCCAGGAUGCAACUUUCAAACCGGCGAUUCGUCAAAUAUGUCCAGUCACAGACUCACACAUGGCGAACGAAGACACAAAUGCCUUCACGCUGGUUGUAACAAGAGCUUUACUCGACCUGACCAACUCAAACGACACAUGCGCUCAACGCACAAAACCGAAAUCCAAAUCCCAACCCCCCUGCUCGGGUCUCCAACAGAUGACCAACUCGCAUUUCCAAUUCAGUCUCAGGUUCCUUUCAGCAUGGCGUAACAAACUGAUACCAGGCUAUAGUGGCUAAGGCGUUAUCGAACGGAUAUUGUGGCGUUGGUAAUGGAUGGCUAAAUGGGUUUAUGUCUAUAUCUUUGUCUUUAUACAUGCUUUAUUGGAGGCGUGAAGGUGAAGUACGUGUGAAGUACUUGGACGAGAUGAAAUGAGGCAAGGCGCGAUGAGAUGAGAUGAGAUGAUUAAUGAUUGGAUACCACUACUAUUCACACAAUGAAUAUGGAUAUUACUUCCACGCCUAGAUUUCUAGGUGAAAAGUCGAAGAUCAUGUUUAACUCCUAUACGCUAUUAUAAAUUGUGCAUCGCAAUGCUUCCUUAUCCCACGACAGCCAGUCAACUAGGGUUUGGACUUGGAGGUUGGGAGGGCUGAGUCAAGCCCUAAUCCAUAAGCAGAGUGAUGUAAACAGCC
Molecule: messenger RNA, 2665 nt
Organism: Aspergillus versicolor CBS 583.65
Lineage: Eukaryota; Fungi; Ascomycota; Eurotiomycetes; Eurotiales; Aspergillaceae
Product: C2H2-type zinc finger protein
Exons: 7
Coding region: 364-2244 (626 amino acids)
Biological process (GO): regulation of transcription by RNA polymerase II
Cellular component (GO): nucleus
Molecular function (GO): DNA-binding transcription factor activity, RNA polymerase II-specific; RNA polymerase II cis-regulatory region sequence-specific DNA binding
Source: RefSeq, a predicted model, not a curated record